This is a messenger RNA of Coregonus sp. 'balchen', 587 nucleotides long. NCBI's taxonomy places the organism in Eukaryota, Metazoa, Chordata, Actinopteri, Salmoniformes, Salmonidae. The record is from the annotation of a GenBank genome assembly.
AUGGAUCUCAAGCUAGUAUUCAGCGCUCACAGUCCAUAAUUCUGCCCUGAAGACUCAUGAUUCAGAUGUUGAGACCCUUACCUCUGAUCUGUAGGCCCAUCGUUCUGUGCUGUUUAAGCUGAGUUUUGACCUUGAUGUGACCCACAAGACCUACAGACCACAGGAGGUUGGUGGCACCUUAAUUGGGGAGGACUGGCUCGUGGUAAUGGCUGGAGCGGAAUGAGUUGAACGGUAUCAAAUACAUGAAACACAUGGUUUCCAUGUGUUUGAUGCCAUUCCAUUCACUCCGUUCCAGCCAUUAUUGUGAGCCAUCCUCCCCUCAGCAGCCUCCACUGCUACAGACCCAUGCCAUGGAACUGUAGACUCUUGUUGUGUUGCGUACGACCCACUCCUCUGCUCCCCUCCCACCAGGUCUGAGCAGUCUGGCCCAGGUAGAGGAGUACCUGUCUCAGGUCGAAUGGACAGGGAUGAAGACCCCCGAGUGUAGUCAGACCGUCCAUCACUAUAGCUUCACCGCAACCUGGGUCACCUCUACACCGCCACGGACAACCUGGAGGGAGCGCUGUUGCACUUUGCCAACGACAUGA